Agrilus planipennis (emerald ash borer) is the source of this 970-nucleotide messenger RNA. Its product is annotated as inactive pancreatic lipase-related protein 1-like. Gene Ontology annotation, molecular function: lipase activity. Gene Ontology annotation, biological process: lipid metabolic process. The record is from RefSeq and is a predicted model, not a curated record. The transcript has 5 exons. Bases 1 to 888 code for a protein of 295 amino acids. NCBI's taxonomy places the organism in Eukaryota, Metazoa, Arthropoda, Insecta, Coleoptera, Buprestidae.
AUGUAUUCUGUUUACGAUAAUUAUCUUAGGGAUUACCCUCCCAGUAAAUUGGUUGUUGGUGAUAGAAAAGCUUUCCAAUAUUCGGGGUUUAAUGUAAGCAACCCCACAAAAAUCAUUAUCCAUGGUUAUAUUAGUAGUAUUGAGGACGAAGUCUUCACUUUAAAUAAAGAUGCUUAUUUAGAUACAGGUGAAUACAAUGUGAUAGGAAUAGAUUGGAGCAAGUUGAAUGAUGUUUUCUAUGUUGUUGCAAGAUCUAAUGCGAUCACUGUGGGACAAAAGUUGGGGGAAUUUUUGGAAUUUUUGAUUGUAAAGUGUGGGGUUGAUUCAAAAGAUAUUCAUUUGAUAGGGCACAGUUUGGGGGCUCAUAUCGCCGGAAUAGGGGCUAGCAGUUUAAAGGACUAUUCUGUUGGACGAAUAACAGGUUUGGAUCCUGCAAGUCCUGGAUUUACAAUCAAUAGACAGGAUCAAUUUUUGGAUGCAGGGGAUGCUGAUCUCGUUGACGUUAUUCACACAUUUACUAGAGCACUUAGUCUUUUAGCGCCCAUCGGCCAUGUCGAUUUUUACCCUAAUGGCGGCAAAUUUCAAAGGGGAUGCCCAAGUAUUUAUGACAUAUGGAGACUCGAUCAGAGUAUGCUGUGCCAUCACGGCAGGGCCUACAAAUACUUUGCGGAAUCUAUUAGAAACAAAAGGGCGUUUAAAUCCCAACGCUGUCCAGAUUUGCAAUCGGCCAUCCAGGAAAAUUGCAAGGAGAAAUCGCAUGUUUACAUGGGACAAGCAAACACUUACACUGAUGGUUUGUACUAUGUUCGAACCCAUUCGAAGCCACCGUUUUCCUUGAGUGGAAAUCAUGACGGAAAUGAUAGCGAGGAGCCCGAAUAUUAUGAUUAAAAUUAUUUUUGUUAACGAAAAAUUCAAACUGUUGCUCUGUAAUUACAUUUUUGUUUUGUAAGACACGUAACAAAAUAAUAAA